CUUCAUUUAAAUAUAUUUCAAUAUUAAGAAGAGUGCUUCAAAGGUUUAUUAUACACAUAUAUAUUUUUUAAGAUCUAGCACUGAAUAGCCUUAAGGACUUGGACUACCAAGAAACCGCAUCCAAAAUUAUGUUUCGAAAUCAAUACGACAGCGACGUGACCGUGUGGAGUCCACAGGGGCGUCUCUUCCAGGUGGAGUACGCCAUGGAGGCGGUCAAUCUGGGCACAGCCAGCGUGGGCCUGAAGAGUGUGGACUUUGCGGUUGUGAUCGGCCUCUAUAAGCCGUCCGCGGAGGUGGGCCUAACCCAUCCGAAGGUCAUGUCCAUCGACCGGCAUGUGGGCAUGUGCGUGGCGGGCAUUACGGCGGACGCACGCAUCCUGGGCCAAUAUCUGCGCACGGAAUGCCUCAGCUACAGGCACUCGUACAACUCCAGCUAUCCCGUCUCCCGCCUGGCCACGAAUCUGGGCAACAAAAUGCAAAUAAGCACCCAGCGCUACGAUCGCCGGCCGAUCGGCGUGGGUCUGCUGCUGGCCGGCUACGAUGAGAAGGGCAGCCACAUAUACCAGAUAAUGCCCUCGGCCAAUGUGUUCAACUGCAAGGCGAUGGCCAUUGGGAAUCGGUCGCAAGGUGCUCGCACCUAUUUGGAGCGCUACGAGGCGGCGUUUCCGGAGUGCACCAUGAACGAGCUGAUCUGUCACGGCAUUCAGGCAGUCAGCUUUGCCGCGCCCCUGGACGAGGAGAUGAGCAUCUGCAUCGGAAUCGUGGGCAAGGACUUUCCGUUCAAGAUACUUACGUCAGAGGAGAGUAUGUCAUAUCAGAAAACUUGCAGCGGUCUUGAUGAUUUUGAGAAUCCGGGCAGGUGGGAACCACCUCAAAGCUAUUCUAUCCAUGAUUUUGAUCCGGAUCCGCCAACUACAAAUAAUCCACAAGCUCCGAAAAGGGAACCAUAAUUUUCCAAUAGUUUUUGUUCACUUAUGAGAUUAGUAAUAAAGUAUUUUCAAAUUCCUC
This is a messenger RNA of Drosophila novamexicana, 1008 nucleotides long. RefSeq names its product proteasome subunit alpha type-1-like. The record is from RefSeq and is a predicted model, not a curated record. NCBI's taxonomy places the organism in Eukaryota, Metazoa, Arthropoda, Insecta, Diptera, Drosophilidae. Gene Ontology annotation, biological process: ubiquitin-dependent protein catabolic process. Gene Ontology annotation, cellular component: nucleus; proteasome core complex, alpha-subunit complex; proteasome core complex. The coding region runs from base 129 to 950 and encodes 273 amino acids. The transcript has a single exon.